Messenger RNA from Mytilus californianus (California mussel), 9309 nucleotides. RefSeq lists its product as uncharacterized. The transcript is spliced from 5 exons. Bases 226 to 5313 code for a protein of 1695 amino acids. NCBI's taxonomy places the organism in Eukaryota, Metazoa, Mollusca, Bivalvia, Mytilida, Mytilidae. The record is from RefSeq and is a predicted model, not a curated record.
GGAACAGGUGACACCGACUGACGAAUUUUGGAAUUUUAUCAGUAACGAUUGCCACGUAAUAAAGUUAAACAAUGGUAUAACGAACAUGAUGUAAGAAGAAAGGCAAAAUAUAUUAGAACAUUAUUUUUCCAUUCCACCAGAGCUACAGAUAUGGAAUGAAGAAAGAUCUUAAGUGCACAUGAAACAAUAAAACUAUGGACUAAUUCAUGUUUUACACAAUAUAGUAUGUACAUACUUAACAUGAGGAAGAAGAAGACGCUGUUGCUUUUCCUGUUUGGGAUAACAGUCCUAUCCACAAUAUGGUUUGUCAACAACACUUUUGGUAAUGGCUCACUUCAUUUAGGCCAUUUGUAUAAUAAUGGCAAAACAGGUGGCGCCACAAACAAUGUUUUUACAAUGGCAUGGGAUAAUGAUCAUCCAGCAAACUCCCUGAAAACUGCAUCAGAAUCUAAUAAUGACUUACAUUUUAUACCAGAAAAAACUGAGUCACAGAACAAGAAAUCAGAAACGGAAAUUGAAGAAAGGGAAGACAAUGAAAGAAAUCAAAACCAAGAAGAUAAAACAAGAUCUGAGAACUCUAAAGUAGAUACUAUUACAACCAAAGACUUACCAGAUGAGAAUGGAGGGGAGGAAAACUUACUUGAUAUACUCCAGCUAAACGACAAGAAGGAAUGGGUUACAGACGUUAAGAUAUGCAGUCAAAUUGAAAAAGAAAAAUUCGUACAAACAGAAAUGCAUACACCAUCUGGAGAAGUCAAAAUUUUUGUUCAUGAUCCUUCCAAUGACAUUCAUGUUAGUGCUAGUUUAGUGGAACAUGGUGAAUGGGAGCCAAACUUGAUUCAGCUGAUUUAUUCUCUUCUUGAAAAGGAUGAUGACCUUAAGUUUAUUGACCUUGGUGCUAAUAUAGGAGUUUUCUCCCUUGCCGUUGCAAAUCUUAACAAACAAGUGAUAGCUGUAGAACCUUUAUCGAUCAAUGUAAAACGUUUGUGUAAAUCUGUUGAUGCGAAUGAGUUUGAAGAUUUUAUAACCAUUGUUCACAAUGCUCUUUCUGAUAAAAAUGAAAAAGUGAAGUUAGGCAAGGAAAAAGGGAAUGUUGGCGGAACUUUCAUCGCAAAGGAUGAAAACAUGAAUAAAAUUCAAGGUAGUUCCGUAGUAGGUCAAUACUCUGAUGAAGUAAAUACAGCUAAGUUAGAUGACUUACUUACUAUUCCAGAAUUUAACUUGAAAAAAGUUAUAAUAAAGAUGGAUGUUGAAGGUUGGGAAAGUCAUGUGUUGAAUGGUGCCGAAAGAUUUUUCCGUAAAGUAGAUGUCCAGGGGAUUCUAAUGGAGUGGAUGUGGCACAAAACUGGGACAGAAGCUAACGAAAUUAUUAACUUUUUUGCUAAUCAUGGCUAUGAGCCGGUAAAUCCAAAUGGUAAUAAGUUGUUAGAUGUUCGUUCUCCUGGUACUUGGCCAGUUGAUAUUUUAUGGCGACAGCGUGUAGAUACAGGUCAUAGUCAUGCACAAGUUGAAAAAGGUAAUCCAAACGCAUCAAACCAAGUUACAAAAAAAUCUUCAGGUGUUCAAAUGUACCGCCACGAUAUGACCAAGUGGAAUCUUGAUGAUAGUAUGUGUCGUGUAGAGACAGACUUCAUGUUAGCCAACAUGCAUACUCAGGCAGGAGAUGUUAAAAUUUAUGUUCACAAUCCAAGUGUUGAUGUCCAUGUCAGUGGUGGAUUGAUGAGAAACGGUCAAUGGGAGCCACAUUUAAUUCAGCUAAUGUUUUCUCUGUUAGAAGCCGACCCAUCUUCUCAGUUCAUUGAUCUUGGCGCUAAUUUAGGCGUCUUUUCACUAGCGGUUGCUCGCUAUGGUCGGAAAGUCAUAGCAGUGGAACCGUUAUCAAUUAACCUUCAAAGAUUUUGUAGAUCUAUAAGAGAUAAUCAUUUUGAGGACAAAAUUACAGUCAUUACAAAUGCCUUGGGUAAUGAGAGAGAAACUGUAUUGUUUGGAAUGGAUGUUGGAAACAUUGGUGGGACAUUUGUACUAAACGGGAAAAAUCAGGAAAAGCAGCGUGGGGCUCAAUAUGGAGGUCAGUAUGAAGAUAAAGUCUUAACAGCAAAAGUAGAUGAUAUAUUGAAAUUACCUGGAUUUGAUUUUAAGAAAGUCGUCAUAAAAAUGGAUGUAGAGGGAUAUGAACAUUUUGCCCUUCAGGGUGCUAGCGAUUUUUUCAGCAAAGUUGAUGUCCAAGCCGUUUUAAUGGAAUGGAUGUGGCACAAGGCAGGAUCAGGAUCAGAAGAAAUUUUCAAGUUUUAUUUAAAUCGUGGAUAUGAACCGUUUGAUCCAUUGAAGAAAGUUGUACUGGAUACUUCAACAUCUGGAUCAUGGCCUAUUGAUGUUCUUUGGAGAAAGAAGCAUGUGUCUUCACCUCCAAAUAAUCUGGACAAGCCUGAACAAACCAAAAGUGUUCCAAUUAAUUCACAGGUUCGAAUGUACAGAAGAGACAUGCAGAAUUGGGUCAAGGACACAUCCAUGUGCAUUGAUCCAAAAAAUUUAUUAAAAGCAAACAUGCACACAAAUGCAGGAGACUUGACCAUCUUUGUACAUGAUCCAACUGUGGACAUUCAUGUAAGUGGAAGUCUUGUUCGUGGUGGGUCAUGGGAACCACAUCUUACACAACUCAUGUAUUCAUUGUUACAACAGGAUUCAGAGCUUCAGUUUAUAGACCUUGGAGCAAACCUUGGGGUAUUUUCAUUGGCUGUUGCCAAAUAUGGCAGGCGUGUUGUGGCUGUAGAACCUCUGUCCAUUAACCUCCAUCGAUUCUGUGCUUCGAUAACAGCCAAUGGAUUCGAAAGUCUGAUAACUGUUGCUACAAAUGCAUUAUCAGAUAAGAGAGAAAAUGUAACAUUUGGGAAAGACAAAGGAAAUGUUGGCGGCACUUUUGUUCUCAAUGAUAAAAACAUGAAUAAGUUUAGUGGAAGUCCUGUAAAUGGUAAAUACGACGAUGUUGUCCUGUCAGCCAAGAUGGAUGACAUUUUAGAUGUGCCUGGAUUUGAUUUUAAGAAAGUGGUUAUGAAGAUAGAUGUUGAAGGUUAUGAGCACCAUGUUCUUAGAGCAGCUGAUAAGUUCUUUAGAACUGUAGAUGUACAGGCUGUGCUCAUGGAAUGGAUGUGGCAAAAAGAUGGAUCCAGUGCCCAAGAAAUCAUACAAUUCUUCACCAGAUAUAACUAUGAACCAUUCAGUCCUGGCAGCAAUCUUGUAUUGGACAUACAUUAUCCCGGAAGUUGGCCUGUUGAUGUGCUCUGGAGAAGAAAGAAGACUGGAAAUCCAUUCAAAAAUGGACCAGUCACCUCUGUUGGACAGUUUGCUCAGCAUGAAAGGCAACAACAACAACAAAAACAAAAUGAAGUUCAACAGCAACCUAGACAGUCACUACAACAAAGAGGGCAACAAAGUCAAACAUCUCUGAAGAAUGAAGGUAGAGGUGAUACACCUGGAAGGAGCCAAAAUCGGCAUGAUAGAUCUCAGCAGGCGCAUCAAACCCGAGUCCAGAAAAAUCAAGCUUAUGAUCAUGCUGAACAAUCCAACCAAGUACCGUCAAAAGGAAGAUAUGGUGUAAAUUUUUACCGUAGAGAUGGGAAAUCAUGGGUUCCAGAUGACUCGUCAUGUUCUGCAUCAGACAAUUUCCUGAAAGCUAAUUUGCAUACGCCAGCGGGAGAUGUUGCGAUAUAUGUACACGAUUCCACCACUGAUGUUCAUGUCAGCGGAGGACUUCUCAGGAAUGAGGCUUGGGAACCUCAUUUGAUCAGGCUUAUGUUUGAUCUGCUGACCAAAGAUUCACAGCUUCAAUUUAUGGACCUUGGUGCUAAUUUAGGUGUGUUCUCUUUGGCUGUUGCUAAGUUUGGUAGGCGUGUAUUUGCUGCUGAACCACUGUCAAUCAAUUUACAAAGAUUUUGUAAAUCAAUUCUGGCCAACCAUUUUCAGGACAAGAUUACUGUUGUUACAAAUGCACUGUCAGAUAAGAUUGAAAAGGUAUCUUUUGGGAAAGACCAUGGGAACGUAGGAGGUACUUUUGUAUUGGAAGGGAAGAACAUGGAAAAAUAUUCUGCUAGUGCAUAUGGAGGAAAAUAUGAUGAUAUCGUACAAACAGCUAAACUUGAUAGCUUUCUACGACUCCCAGGUUUUAAUUUUACUAAAGUGAUUAUGAAAAUAGAUGUGGAAGGAUAUGAACAUCAUGUAUUCAAAGGCGCUAAAAAAUUCUUCCAAGAAGUGGAUGUACAGGCCGUUCUAAUGGAAUGGAUGUGGCAUAAAAGUGGAUCUGAUGCUACUGAAAUUAUGAAUUUUUUCAAGGAUCUAAAUUACGAACCAAUUAAUCCUAACUCAAAUUCAAGAUUAGAAGUUACUCUAUCUACUUCAUGGCCAGUUGAUGUUUUGUGGAAAAAAACGAAAAAAACAUCAGUGGUUAAAACUUCCCAAAAAGUUUCAUCUCAGUUUACUUCUGGGGUUCAAGUUUAUCACCAUGAUAAAAGACAAUGGCUUGCUGAUGAUAGCGUCUGUCUCAACCUUCCACCAAUGACAAGAGGCAAAAUAAGUGACUCCCUUGCUGGACCAUAUACUAUCUUUGUUUACGACCCAUCUGUUGACCAGUGGGUUAGUGGGAGUAUUCUACGGGAUGGGGGCUGGGAAACAGGUCUAGUCAAUAGUGUUAUUUCAUUACUUAAACCAGACGAAGACUUACAAUUUGUUGACUUGGGUGCUAAUUUAGGUGUAUAUGCAUUAGCCGUAGCAAAAUAUGGUAGGAAUGUUAUAGCCGUAGAUCCAUUGACUUCUAACGUGCAACGUAUGUGCAAUUCUAUCAUAGAAAAUAAUCUAGGAAGUAAAAUUACAUUAAUAUACAAUGCAUUAUCUGACACGAGAGGUACUGUCUCUUUAGGUAAAGAUGAGAAAAAUGUUGGAGGAACAUUUGUGAUGGACCGUAGCAAUGCAAAUAAAGUUCAGGGUAGCAACGUAAAUGGAAAAAUCGGAAAGGAUGUUGUUACAGCUAAAUUAGAUGACUUACUAAAUGUGCCAGGAUUUAAUUUCAGAAAAAUUAUUAUGAAAAUGGAUGUGGAAGGAUAUGAGGGAUAUGUAUUAAAAGGGGGGACGAAAUUUUUUGAGAUGGUUGAUGUCCAGGCUGUUUUUAUGGAAUGGAUGUGGUUGAAGUCUGGAUCAGUCACACAGGAAGUGUUAAGUUUCUUCACAUCUCGUGGAUAUAAACCAUAUGUAUCUACUUCAGGAAGAGAACUCAGGGUGGAAGAUGCUACAGGCUGGCCAGUUGAUAUGAUGUGGAAAAAAUAGGUUGUUUAAAGAAGUAUGAGGUUAAUAAAACAAAGAUAUGUGUUCAAACUGUUAUAAACUUGCUACAUCUGUGAAUAUCAUCAUUAAUUCAUCACCAGCAGACUAAAAGAAUCAUGUGAUUGGAUCUUACCUUUCCUUCUUUGUUUUGAUUGGAUGUUGUAAGAUUAUUAUGUCUCUCUGCAGUCAUGGCAACAACAUUUUUAUAUUUUCUUUUCUUUAUAUUUUCCAACUAAAGUCAUGACAGUAUUGAAGUGAUAAAAUAUUUAUAGGAAAAUGUAUUACAGAAAAAAUCAAAAUAGUCUGUCCUUUAUCAUGUUUAUCAUGUUCUAAUGUUUGUCUUAAUAUAUGAAAUAAUUUUAUCAACAAAAACAUUUUGAUAUUUUCCCUUCUUUGGAUUUUCCACCAACAGUAUUGAAGUGAAAUGUAUUUAUAGAAAAAAAUCAAACUGCUUGGUCCUUUAUGGCUAAUUGGAACAUUUCUACUUAGAUAAAUAUGAAAUAAUUUUCAUAAUUUAAAGAAAUUUUAAGGAGAUGAAUAUUCUGCUGUCCACAUUUAUAUAGUUUAGCUUAAGUGUCCAUGACAACUCUUUCAAGAACGUCUUUAAUUGACAAAAAAUGUUGAUAUGUUUAAUGUCAGGGUAAAUGAAAUCAUAAUAUAAUUAUAUGCAUGAUUUAUAUCUGAAUUUUCUAUUACUACUUGCUAUUGUAUUGUUAUUUUAUAGGCAAUUAAUUGAAAUAUUUAUCAACUAAAUCUAUGUUGUAUUUAAGCCAAUGAUAGAUGUGAGAAUAAUAUACUGAGUAAAUAAAGUUUAGCAACAAAUAUUGUUGAUACAUGUACAUAUUUUUGAAAAUUAAUUAUACUUAAAAAAAUAACAAUAAAUAAAUUAUUGUAACAAAGAAAAUAAACCAUAAGAUUCAAUUCGUAAACAACAACAAAAAUAAUAUUUAAAAAAAAUGUUCUGCAACUAUAUCAAUUUUUAUUUCAAAGUUUUUAAACUAAAACAUAUCUUGUGGAACUUUUUUUACUCAGUAUAGAUCGAUAACAAUUCUAGAAAUUUAAAAGUCUCCCUAUAUCAUGUAUAAUUUUGAUCCAUUAUAUAAUACCUAUAUUAUUCAAUAUCAAGAAGACUUCAUAAGGAACAUAUUAUUUCAAAUUACCAAAGCAAACAUUCUAUAAACAUGAUAAAUAUAAAUCAAGUCUUUUGUAUUUUCUGAGUAAAAUUUCAGAUAAUAAACAUCCUCAAUCAAUAUCAACUUUGGUUAUUUUUAAAUAAAACAAAAUUUUAAAAAUCCACCACCUGUAAGUGUACAGUAUUAUAAUUUGCUUCGCUUAAAAUCAAAAGCUUCUAUAAAUGGCAAUUUUUAAAUGAUUCUCUUUUAUAUCUUUCUCAUUAUUAUUAUAUUUAUAUGAGUUAUGUCCCUUGGAGAAGAUUUUUUUUAGUCAUGUAUUAUUAAAUAUUUAUUGCAAUUUCAACAUAUUUAUUUUAUUUUCACGACUGUAAACUUGAUUGUCAGGUAACACAUUAACUAAGGGUAUGAUAAGACUAUUAAGACCUCAUGUAUAGAAAACAACAAACUAGGUGGUUCUAAAUUAAUGCUGUUAAACUGUACGCUAUAUGUGAAUAUACAAACUUUAUAAAACUUUCAUAUUUAUAUUCCUUAACAUGUUUCAAAUAAGGGAUUACUAUACAUUUAUUUCCCGUGCCGGAGGGAGAUAUGAAGAUUUGUUCACCCAAGAAUAUUCAUAUUUCACGAGGGCUCUGCCCGAGGGAAAUAUGAUUUUUCGAGGGUGAGCAAAUCUUCAUAUCUCCCGAGGCAAAGGGAAAUGAAUGUUUUAUUCCACUGCCUAUGCUUUGUUUACUAUCAAUACAUUAAAUAUUUUUUUGCAUAUAUUUCUUUUCUUAUCCGCUUGUUUUUGUAAGUCAAACUAAACACGACAUACCCAUUGAUAAACAGUAAGGAUCAAAAUUUAAUUAUAAGUCUUUUUGUUUUAUCGUCUGAAAUAAAUUUGAACACGAUAAUGAUUGUUGCUAUCGCUAUUUUAAGAAGAAUAAGAAGUUCAAAACGUUAUGUACAAUAACCGCGCGUAACGUCGCACGAAGUAAUCUCAACAUUUCAGAGGGGAAUAUGAUCCUCAGAAUGGAAUAUGAAGAUUUGUUCAAUGACACGUGGGAUAGUCGCAACCGAUCAAAUAUUGAUUAAACUAUCAAUAUGUUUAAACAGUGGAAUAAUAAAAAGUAUCUUUUGCUCAUCUAUUAACUUAGAGAUUGCUUUCAUGACCAAAAUGCCACAUAUAUAUAUAUAUAUAUAUAAACAAGUCUAAAUUGAAAACAACGUUCAAACCUAUGAUUACGUUGGAUAAAAACCGCAACUUUUAUACGUGUGCAUGCAUAACAAAUUUCUUAUUUGAGGGGUCUAAAUACAGCACAAACAACAUUUUCCAAAAGACCAAAAAAGUGAAAAAGUAUAUUUUAACAAAACGCAUUUGAUUAACAGGUCGAACAACAAAUGUUCUUAAAUCCUGCUGACUGCCAUUGGCGAUUGCCAAAUAAACGGAUCACAAGGUGCAAUAAAUGGAUCUUAACUAUAAAUUUAAUACCAAACAGAAAACAAUAAACUUGCGGCGAAGAUGGUAUAUAUAUAUAUAUGUAUAUAUAUAUAUAUAAGGAGAAUACAGUGGAGUCCUAUUGGGAAUUAUUAAUUAUUCCGUUUUCUUUGAAAUUCUUAAGAUCACAUUAAAGAAAAUGACAUUUAGGCUGGACCCUGCCCCUAAACUAUUUGUGGAUGACUUGAGGUUCAGAAGUGUAAAAGUUUAGGCCCACACUCAAUAACCUGUGAUGUUAUGGUUGGGACUAUUAAGGGAUUUUUGUAAUUUGCUUUGAAAUGUCUUUCAAUCAUUGGAAAUAUAUUAAAAAAGACUUGAGACAAGUACCUAAGCCUCUUUCCUACCUACCAGAUAAGAUAUAAGGGAACUUUCGAAUUGUAUAAUUUUUAUGUUUCAUAUUUUUUUGUAUUUGAAGUCUGAUAAAACAUGCGCUUCUUUUGUUUUAAAUGUAACAUACUUACAAUUGAACAAAAGCAAAUUCUUUAAAUAAUUGUAAUAGAGUAUUAAUUUAUAAAAUCAAAACUCUUCCCACCCAGCUGAUUUAUUCUUUCAAAUUUUUGUGUAUGAUUAUUUUUGAAAGUUGGAUGAAUGAUUGGUUGUAUUGCUUUAAGGAAGUUUUCUUUUUAAACUUUUUCAAUGGGAACUAUUUCCUUGCAUAUGGUCCUUGUUGAGUUAUGUCGACAUACAUUUUGUCCUCAAUAUAUAUACUAAUAUUUGACUUUAAUAUAGAAAAUGAUGCAUUUUUUCAUUGCUUUUUGCUAAUGUAUAGAAUACAUAAUUUUUUGUGCAUUUGUUUCUUUCUAUUUUGUUAUUGUUUGUUUAUUCUGUAACUAUUAUUAUUUUUUUAUUAGUAUAGUAUUAUUAGAUGUUAUUUAUAUUAUCAUACAUCAACUUUGCAAUUUAGAUUGUAUAUUUGAAGAUUAUGUUAUACUGUAUUAUGAAAUAUUUACUCAUCUAGUAUAUUGAAUUAUAUUGCUUGAAACUAUAUAUAUGUACUAUACAAGCGUAAUCCUAAUGUGACAGGUCAUAAAUUUGUCUUCCUUUUAAGAUUUGGUGUCAAAAUUAGAAAGCUGUUGAAAUCUACUAGAAUUUCGUUAUCAUUGAGUCGAACUGUCAGACCUAAUUGAAAUUUCACAAUCUUUUACAAAAAUUCCUGAAAUCAAAAAGUUACUUUGUACUACAUAUUGCCAUUGAAGACGGUUUUGAUAUUUUAAACAAAACGUUGCAAAUUUGUCAUUUUUUUCGUAAAAUUAUACAUCAAAGGAUAAAACCAAAAAGAAUUAGUUUGUAUCUUAAAAGCAAUACACAACUUCACUUCUGGUAGAAUAUUGCUUUUUUGUUAUUUGUUAGAAUGUUGUUGUUAUCUAUUAUUUAUGAAAACAUUGCCGCUAU